Messenger RNA from Dioscorea cayenensis subsp. rotundata (Guinea yam), 1786 nucleotides. Its product is annotated as geraniol 8-hydroxylase-like. The record is from RefSeq and is a predicted model, not a curated record. The coding region runs from base 55 to 1647 and encodes 530 amino acids. NCBI's taxonomy places the organism in Eukaryota, Viridiplantae, Streptophyta, Magnoliopsida, Dioscoreales, Dioscoreaceae. The transcript has 2 exons. Gene Ontology annotation, molecular function: monooxygenase activity; heme binding; oxidoreductase activity, acting on paired donors, with incorporation or reduction of molecular oxygen.
ACUUUCAUCUACCAAAUCCACAAACCAUUCUUCUCAAACUCACAAAGAAUUAUAAUGAUCCAAAAGAUCUUCACAUGCACCCUAACUUCAAUUCAUCAAAGUUGGUUGUGGUGGUGGGAAGGUUCAACCAAGUGUGAUGAGUUUUCAAGAUCAGUGCUCACAUUCUCCAUUGCACUGUUUGCAAUCUUAUGGUGCACUUGGAGAUAUGCAAGCUCAAAGAAACACAAGCCAGUGUUACCACCAGGGCCGGGAGGUUUGCCAUUAGUUGGCAGCCUUCCAUUUCUUGGUCCUAACCUUCAUCAAUGCCUUGCUGAAUUAUCUCGGUCAUACGGACCGAUAAUGAAGCUCCGGCUAGGCACGAAGCUCUGCUUCAUCAUAAGCUCAUCGUCUAUGGCCAAGGAGAUAUACAAAGAGAAUGACAUUAUCUUCUCCAACCAUGACUUGACGAUCGCGGCGAGGAUCAUCUCCUACGGUGGCGCAAACCUUGUUCGAUGUCCCUACGGUCCGACUUGGCGUGCCAUGAAAAGAGUUUUUAAUGCAGACUUGUUGAGCAACAAAAAUCUUGAUCUUUGCAAGGAUUUAAGGGAAAGAGAGAUUCAAAGAAUGGUGACUGAGCUAUAUGUCAAAGCAGGCAUUGCGGUGAAUGUUGGAGAGUUAGCUUUUGCCACCUCUCUUAAUCUUCUUGAAAGCAUGUUAUGGGGUGAUAGACACAAAUGUGAAGCAAUUGAGAGUGAUUUUCAGCAACUUGUAAUGGAGACUAUCAACCUCUUGACAAGACCCAAUAUUUCUGAUUUCUUUCCCCUUGUAGCUUGGUUUGAUGUGAGAGGCAUAGAACAGAGAAUGAGGAAGUGCAUCUCACGUUUGGACAGGAUCUAUGAAGACAUCAUGGGGAGAAGGAUGAAUUUGGAUGGAGUGGAAGACGGGAAUGCUGGUGCAACUGUUGGCAAAGACUUUCUUUCCAUCCUUCUUCGAGUUAUGAACGAUGACAAUCCGAAGAAACCGAUAUCAUGCACCAACAUCAAAGCUUUAAUCACGGACAUAAUGGUGGGAGGGACGAGCACAAUGUCAACAACAGUGGAGUGGGCGAUGGCAGAGCUUAUACACAAACCGGAGAUAAGAAAGAAGGUACAAGAAGAGUUGGAUACAGUGGUGGGAGCCUCAAAGAGAGUAGAAGAAUCCCACAUUUCAAGAUUACACUAUCUGAGAGCAGUGUUGAAAGAGACAUUGAGGUUGCACCCUGUAGUCCCUUUGUUGGUUCCUCGUGUUCCAAGCCAGUCUUGCAUUGUAGGAGGGUAUGAGAUACCGAAAGGUACCCGUGUGAUGACAAAUGUGUGGGCAAUUCAUAGGGACCCCAGUGUGUGGGACAAGCCCUUAGACUUCUAUCCGGAGAGGUUUCUCUACAAUGCCUUAGCUGAUUUUAGUUUCUUUCCUUUUGGUUCUGGGAGGAGGAAAUGUGCAGGGUUGCCUUUGGUUGAGAAAGUUUUGCCGGUGAUUGUGGCUACUUUGAUGCAUUUCUUUGAAUGGCGAGUUCCUGAUGGAGUUGAGCUUGAUUUUGAUGAGAAGUUUGGGGUUACUCUUACUAAAUCUAAUCCAUUGAUUGCCAUUCCUGUUCCCAGGUUUCCCUCAUGCAAGGAGUUGUAUGAAUGAGUUUGAGAGAGGUUAACUUAGUUGAUAUUAUUAUUAUUAUUAUUGAUGUUGGUCAUUUACUUGUCAAUUUUAGUUGUUUGGUUCUUAUUUUCAAUUGUAAUGGUGUUUUCUGCUUCAAAACAUGGGAGCGGUUUCUUUC